This is a messenger RNA of Plenodomus lingam JN3, 714 nucleotides long. The record is from RefSeq and is a predicted model, not a curated record. NCBI's taxonomy places the organism in Eukaryota, Fungi, Ascomycota, Dothideomycetes, Pleosporales, Leptosphaeriaceae.
AUGCGCAUCCUGCCUGGCCUGCCGCCCUGCAUCCUCCUCAACUUCAUCUGCACAGUCAAGGCCAACGUCGAGAAGACCAUCUUCCUAGGCCCCAGCCCUGUGACGCCUCCCAAUGCCCAUCCCACCCUACACGACCUGCCUCUUCACGUCCUCUCCCCAUCGGACUCCAUCCUGUCCACCCAACUCCCCGUCCACUUUCCCGCUGAGUCGCUGCCCCGCGGCCUCGAGAGCUGGUAUCUGCUCCGCGACCUCGAAGAGGGGAGGAGGUACGAGGUGCGCCUUUGCUGGCCCGCCACGCAACCUACCGACUUUUGGCUCGAUACCUAUACCCUUAGCCAGCUAUACCAUACCCCACCGCUCCUACACUCCCUGGCUCGGCAUAGUGGACAACGGCAAGACGCAAAGUCGCAAAUCAUCCCCAGCGCCCAGGCGGGUACCUCGACAACACCACGAUCAAUCUUGUUCCUGCGCGUGCAGGCAGCAGCCUCCUAUUACUCGACAAAUCGCACCUUGAUGGAAUCCCCUCCUCCAGUCCACGUAGACCUCAGCACGUUCCUUGACUCAUUCAUACUCAACGUCCUACCGCAAUCGCUCGGCCCCGUUGCUAUAUAUAUCUCUGCCGUCGCUAUCGGGGCUUGGUUCCUUUCUGGCUACAUAUACCGCUGGCUGCUCUCAGUCGCAUCUGAGGAACACAGCAAACCGCACGUCGAUUGA